AUGUUAUAUACUGUAAGUAAGCUUGUGAAGGCCUGCAGAAGACUAUUUUGGUUACUUCUUAGUGCAAUCCUAUUAAUAAGAUUAAGCUGUUUAGCUACUGAAACUGACUCCAUCUCGGAGGGCUCAACUGUUGGUUUAAUUAUACAGUCUGAUGAAGAUUCAAAUAUUGCUACUUUCAUAGAUAUGCUAUCAUUAUUGAAGCCUGUUAUAUUAUCAAAGCAUACCCAAGACUUAAACGAAAUAUCCAACAUAACUAAAUCAAUUAGUGCUGAAAAUAUUAAACUAAGUAAUAUGGAUCCUAAAUUGUCAGAUAUAUCUAUAAAUCAAACUCAGGAGAAUAUAUUUGAAAAUACGAACACAAAAUCUGAGGGUAAUAUGACACAUGUUGGAUCUUCCACUAUACUAAAACCAACUGAAGUUAAAAUAUCUUCUGAAUUAUAUAACUCUGGAAACCAUUAUACAUGGGAAGAUAUAAUUCAAAUAGAUAACUCUCGACAUAAAAAUACAUCAGAAUGUAGUAAACAAGGGAUUAAACUCCAAGAUAAUACUAUUUUUAUAUCUUGUAUUAAACCCACAGAAAUGCAAUCACCAGGGAAAAUAAAAUUUGAAGAUAAAUAUAUUCAUUUGUAUAGGCAGUCAGGAGGUACAGUUGCAAAGCACAAAUUUAAUGUAAGAGGGGAGCUUACACAGAGAUCAAAAACUUGCAAAUACCCUAACAAAGUAUUAAGUAAACCUAAUCCCAACAUUAAAAAAAAUUUGAAUCACCAAAAUUAUUUAAGAUCUAUACCAUACAAUAGGAGAAAUAGAUAUAUAGAUAAUUUGGAGAAAAAGAAGAAUUUUAUUAAAUAUAAUAGUGUCAAAUUCUUUAUUGACCAAAAUCCAAUUGUGAUGAAUACAAUACUUCAUGUGAAACCUGCAUCUGAGAGCUAG
Molecule: messenger RNA, 930 nt
Organism: Cryptosporidium muris RN66
Lineage: Eukaryota; Apicomplexa; Conoidasida; Eucoccidiorida; Cryptosporidiidae
Exons: 1
Coding region: 1-930 (309 amino acids)
Source: RefSeq, a predicted model, not a curated record